UACUCGGCUUAGCAGUCAUAUUCGCUUUUUUCAAUCGGUCAAACACGUUACGUAAYAGCCUUAGAUGUUCAACCCAAGUCACACUGCAAAUUAGGAUAUCGUCGAUGUAAUUCUAUACUCUCGGGUCUGCGUCUCUGUGUCUUCGAGUAGGAUCCUCAUCAUACGAGUGAAACUUGCAUCAGAGUUCACCAGGCCAAAGGGCAUCCUUUUACAAUGAAAUAGGCCAAUCGGGGUUUGGAACGCGGUCAUUCGCGUCGUACAUACUUCCUCAGCAGAAUUACAUAGAAAAUCUCUUUUACUGUAUGAGCAAUUUGUUAGCAAGAUCCUCUCCCCUAUUCGGAACUGUCGGUUUCUUGUCUUCUUGUMAAAAUGUUUCUUGUAACGCUACGUAUUUUUCUCAAGCUCUUUCCUUGCUCCUUUAAAAUCGCARCUGSACCUCUUACCGUCCGCCCGCACAACAACUCAAAUGGAGAGAAUCCAAGGCUAUCCUCCUCACGUAAGAUCGCUAAACCUCCUCCACAUAUAGGAGGGCUCCAUACAUAUGCUAAAAAAGUCAUUGAAAUACUUGAAGAAAAGGGAACAAUCAGCAUAAACGAGAUUUUCGAAAUACUAUACAGGGAAAUCAAUGGCAUUGACGAUGAAGGCGAUGAGAUUUUACAUACCAGAAAAAACGUCUAUAGAAGACUAGGCGAUGUUCUCAAUAGUUUUGAUGCAAUUGGCAUGAUCUCCAAAGAUGGGAAGGUGGUUAAUUGGUUAGGAUAUCCAAACUACGAAGAAGAAGAAGAAAGAAAGAAGCUUGAGGCCGAAAAACAAAAGCUUGAAAAAGGCAUCCAAGAAAAGACAAAUAAAUGGGAGACUCUAAAUGAUCAGUCGAUGUCCUUUAAGAACUUACUAAGAAUAAAUAGAUAUGGUUUAAAGAAUCAAAAUCAAGCCAUUUUCAAUCUUCCCUUCAUUGUCAUUAGAACAGAUAAGAAUACCAACGUGAAAUGCAAUGUAUCGUCUGAUAGGGUUCAAUAUCUUUUCACAUUUGAUCGUCCAUUUGAAAUCCUUGACAACAUGGAGGUACUACAGAAAAUGGGUUUAAGCAAAAUGAAGUCAGAAUGCAGACCAUCCUCAUCGAAUGUGUAGAUGGAGCUAGCAAAUUCAGCUGAUCCAGUUCGAUGUUUUAGUUUUAAACAAAAAUCAAAACAAUGAUAAUUGAACUGGUUUUGAAGUUAUUGCAGUGUUAACAUAUAUUUAGCAUUAAAUGGACUUCUUUUUUGACUUUUUUUUUGCUGUACAAUAAAAAGUGUCAAAUCUUUAGUUGCCCUCUCGUUUGGCCAAGUAUGUACUCUUUUGUAAGCA
Messenger RNA from Exaiptasia diaphana, 1344 nucleotides. Its product is annotated as transcription factor Dp-1. Gene Ontology annotation, biological process: regulation of cell cycle; regulation of transcription by RNA polymerase II. NCBI's taxonomy places the organism in Eukaryota, Metazoa, Cnidaria, Anthozoa, Actiniaria, Aiptasiidae. The record is from RefSeq and is a predicted model, not a curated record. The coding region runs from base 370 to 1128 and encodes 252 amino acids. Gene Ontology annotation, molecular function: DNA-binding transcription factor activity, RNA polymerase II-specific; RNA polymerase II transcription regulatory region sequence-specific DNA binding. Gene Ontology annotation, cellular component: transcription regulator complex; nucleus. The transcript has 7 exons.